ACGAUAAAAGUAAGAUAUAUAUUAUUUUUCAUUUCAUGUGUUCAACAAAAGUUAAAAUACCAGUUGAAUAAUACAUUUCCGACCUAAGUAUUUUUAGGGAAACAUGAAAAAAGAUAAUAAAGAAACAAAUAUCAAGGAUGCGGAGAUCAAUUCUUAUGAUGGAGAAGAUACGGAUGUUGAGAAAAAAGAAAAAGAAAAGGAUAACAAUGUAUAUCAUGGUUGGGCUUGGGUAGUUGUUGCAGGAUUUACCAAUAGUGUAUCGAUUGGAGACCUCAAUUAUGGACAAAACUGCUGACAAAACACAAGGUACAGUUAUUGUUGUUGUAUGAGGGUUUCCUGAUAGCAAGGCAUAUCGCUUGUUUAUUCAACCAAUCCCUGUUGUGCACAGCGAUGGAUUCUAGCUUUUAUUUUUUCCGCUGGAUUUUUCUUUGUUUUCGCCUUGAGAGUUAACUUGAGUGUUGCUUUAGUCUGCAUGGUAAAGACAGAGUACCAUAACACAACAAUUUCAAAGAUGACCUCCACGAAUGUGUCUGGAGAUGCGUGUAGUGAAAUUCAAGCUUCAAGUGUGAAUUUUAAUGAGAGAGCAGAAUUCGACUGGGAUAAGGAAACUAGAUCAUCUUUACUGUCUGCAUUUUUCUAUGGCUAUAUUAUUACCCAGAUUCCGGGAGGUUGGCUUGCCGAUAGGUUUGGGGGUACACGUGUGUUUGGGAUCGCAAUGGGUGUGUCAGGAAUCUGCACUGUGUUGUUACCGGUUUGUGCAAGAACCUCAGUCGUUUUGGUAUUUAUUCUUCGUGUGAUAUUAGGACUAGUUCAGGGCGUAGUUCAUCCGGCGUGUUAUUCCUUGUGGGGAAGAUGGGCGCCUCGUUUUGAGACAAGCAAAUUGCUAGCAGUGUCGUGUGUUGGAUCUAUCAUUGGAAUUAUAACAACUUUUGCAACCUCUGGUUUGCUAUGUGAAUAUGGUUUUGAUAAUGGAUGGGGCUCGAUAUUUUAUAUAACAGGUGGUCUGUGUUGUUUAUGGGUAGUUCUGUGGUUUGUUCAAGUCCGAGAUUCCCCUAGUAAACACCCAAGGAUUUCUGAAGUAGAAAGAUUGUAUAUCGAGAAUAACAUUGUAUUUGAUACAAGAAAAAAGAAUCUGACAACACCCUGGAAGGACAUGGUGAAAUCUGCUCCACUAUGGGCUUUACUAAUAUGUCACUCAUGUAGCAACUGGGCGGAUUACACAUUAAUGACAAGUUUACCUGCAUUUAUGAAAGAAGUAUUGAGGUUCGACAUUAAAAGUAACGGGGCUCUAUCAGCUACUCCAUAUAUAUGUUCUUCAAUUAGUGUUUUACUGGUAGCUUACUCAGCAGAUAGACUUAGAAUUAAACACAUACUAACAACAACUCAAACAAGGAAAAUUUUUCAAAGUAUUGCAUUUAUUGGAGGGUCAAUUUUUCUGGUAGCAACUGGAUUUGUUCCAUGUUCUAAACGGGAGCUUGCAGUGGUUUUUCUUUGCAUUGCUGUCUUUUUAAAUGGGUUCAAUGCCGCUGGAUACGGUGCAAAUCACAUUGAUAUAGCUCCUAAGUACGCAGGCCUUCUGAUAGGAAUAACAAAUACUGCUGCAACAAUUCCAGGAAUUAUUUCACCUAUGGUUGCUGGCGCUUUGACACCAAAUGGUGACCCAGAAGAAUGGCGGAAUGUAUUUUAUGUCGCUGCUGGGUUUUAUAUUACUGGUAUGGUGAUUUUUGCAAUAUUUGGAAGUGGAGAAAUUCAACCGUGGGCUAUGGAUAAGGAAAUUGAGAUCAAAGUAUCGUCCAGUCUUUUAUUUCCAGUCAAUGAAGACAAUGAUCAACAAGUAGUUCCUGGAAAUGGCACAGUCAAACAACGUCUUUUCAUUGAAAAUAAUGACAACCAUAAUGAUUCAGAUGAUAUUCAGAAUACAAACCUUAAAUAAAUUCGUUUUUACUUGGUGGUCAUUUUGUUUGCAAAUAGACCAUCACUAUCUAUUUCGGAAACUAUAAAAAAAACAUGUAUACCUCAUAUUGGUUUACUUUGAACCGGAUAUGAUUUAAAGGUUGAUGUUACAUGUAUAUCAUGAUACAUAUGCAUAAACAUUUAUUUGACAAGUUCUAUUUUUUUUUUUUUUGCAUUUCAAGUAGAACAUGUUAUUAUCGUGUUAAAAAAUACAAUUCGAACGAAA
This is a messenger RNA of Mytilus californianus (California mussel), 2179 nucleotides long. RefSeq names its product sialin-like. NCBI's taxonomy places the organism in Eukaryota, Metazoa, Mollusca, Bivalvia, Mytilida, Mytilidae. The coding region runs from base 473 to 1933 and encodes 486 amino acids. Gene Ontology annotation, molecular function: transmembrane transporter activity. The record is from RefSeq and is a predicted model, not a curated record. The transcript is spliced from 13 exons. Gene Ontology annotation, biological process: monoatomic anion transport; transmembrane transport.